Molecule: messenger RNA, 1329 nt
Organism: Mixia osmundae IAM 14324
Lineage: Eukaryota; Fungi; Basidiomycota; Mixiomycetes; Mixiales; Mixiaceae
Exons: 2
Coding region: 1-1329 (442 amino acids)
Biological process (GO): positive regulation of transcription by RNA polymerase II
Cellular component (GO): RNA polymerase II transcription regulator complex
Molecular function (GO): protein dimerization activity; DNA-binding transcription factor activity
Source: RefSeq, a predicted model, not a curated record
AUGGCUGUCGAUAUCUCUGUUGGUCUCGUGACCGACGACACCAUCCCCUCUCGUCCUGUCAAACCUAGACACAACUCGCAGCCGUUCCUGACGCUCGAGAAUUCGGCCCACUAUCAGCCCGUCAACCCUGCCGAUAUCAAGCCUUUUGCCGGCGAACGCACACUUGCGUCUUCAACCUCGAUCAAGAAGGGCAAGAAGCUGCCCACAAGCGCCGAACGCCGUGCUACUCACAAUGCGACCGAGCGUGCGCGUCGUGAAUCGCUCAACUCGCGCUUCCUGCAAUUGGCUGGCUCACUUCCUACUAUGGCUCGAGUGAAGCGACCCUCCAAAUCGAUCAUUGUCAGCAAAUCGCUCGAAUUCAUCAACAAUGUCCGUUCACGCGAACGAUAUCUACUUGCACGCAACGCCAACCUUCGCGAACAAGUCGAUUCGCUCCGUGAACAGCUUGGACUGGAGAAGCUUCCGCCUGCUGACGAAGAAGACACACGCAUGGACUCAAUGCCCGAGGGCUUUGUCGAGGGCCGCUUCGGCGUUGGCAAUUAUGACAUGAACGGAGACAAUGACGACGAAGAAGAGGACGACACGGCCAGCGUAACCGUCAAGCCAGUCAUGCACCACUCCCGCGCUCAGUCUUUGCAAGCCGAAUCUGGCGCCUCGCAGAACGCUCAGCGUCUGCAAAAUGUCGGCACGACCCUGGUCGACCUUGGCGCGAUGCAACAGCAGCAGAUCCAAGCGCAAGUGCAAGCUAUCGCGCAGCAGCAAGCCUACUACAAUGCUGUCAGCCUACAGCACCCAGGCGUGUUUCAAGAACAGCAGAUGCACGCUAAUGGCGCGUUUGCUUAUCCUGCCCUCGCCAUGCAACAACAUCAACAUAAUCAGCGCAAUCUGGCCAUCUUUCUGCAGCAACAACAGCAGCAGGAGCUAGCUCGCCAACAACAUGAGCAGCACAACAAUCACCUCGCACGCCAAGCGGCAGCGCCUACGCCCUUUGCUCCGUCGGAAGACGAGCGCGCCUCGGUAGAUCCAUCGCAAGACUCGUACACUGAUUCACCCUCGUCGCCCUUUGAGAGCAUCAUGGGCUCGCAUUCGAGCGAACUCGAAUACGACUCAUCUUCGCUCGAGUCAUCGCUGCGUCGUGCGUCAGAGGCAUCCUCUGCCAGCAGUGUUCACAGCCUGCCUGUUGACUUGACGCCCGCUAACAACUGUCUGCCUUUCGGACUUGACGCUUUGGACGUCCCAGCAUACAAUACAAACUGCUCGCGAGAACCUUUCAACAAUGCUGGCUUCAAUGGCUUCUCCUUCCCGACCCAAGCCUUUGCUGCCUAUUAA